AAUUAUUUUCAGGCUUUCUAAUUUCAUGUUUCCAUUCCUACAUGGGUUUUUGAUAACUUGUUCUUUUAUUAUGUCAGAAAUGGUUCGGGGUCCCACCCCUCUGAGCAGAAUGGUACAGUCCGGUGUCAAAAUGGCGCCCGCGUCAUCUGAAAGAUUUCUCAGUUCGGAACUUUCCCCCCUCCAUUUCUCGGCUCUUUUCCCGCUCAAACACUCAUGGUGAUGGAGACAUCGGAGGCGGUGAGCCGGGAGGGGGGGUUUAAUAUCAGCCGGUUUGUGCCCCCCUCCGGACAGACCGCGCGCGCGGCCGCCUACAGCUACAGCCAGAGUCGCGGCUUCCAGCUCGCGCUGAGGCGGGUCGGUGCCGCGCACCUGCCGCAGGUGAUGUUCGCUGGAGAACCGGACGUCAGGGUCCAGCUGAGGGGGACGCUGUUCGACCAGAACCGCCAGCACUUCUUUGGGAGAACGUGGCAGAGUUCCCUCCAGAAGAUGAACAGCAAGAUCUCCUUCAAUGAGGUCCUGUAUUUCCAUACGUCACUGCUAGUUCCUGGGAUUCUGGUGGUUUUGGAGUUGGUGUCCAUCUCCAGGAAAAGAGACGGCUCCCAUCAGGCAGUGGGGCGGGGUUUCACUGUUCUGGAGCUUUUCUCCAGCAGUCCAGAUUCUCCUCCUGUGUACGGCAAGAAAAGGCUGAAUCUCCAUCAUGGGACACCACGAGGCCUCGUUCACUCACAGCUGAAGGACACCACUGACUACAGUGGUUUCCUGAAGCCCAUUGAUGAAGCCCAUUUGGAGUGUUUUAUAAAGGACCAUCCUUCACUCCUAGAAGUAAUGCAUCUUCUUCCAGAGAACCUCUUUGUCUCUGGGUGGGAAGACAUUCCUGGGCUUAAGCCGUCUCCAACAGGAGAUGCUCUGCUGAGCCCUCAGCUGCUGGAGAUGAUGCCAUUUAGUCUGAACAGGCUGACUGUUUCCCUGCAGCCCUCCCUAGAGACAUCUGAGAGCCUGCUGCUGCAGCUCAUCAAUGCUGACUGCUUCAACAUGAAGCUUCUGGAAGAACGUCCUCCUGAGCAGCAGCAGAGACAACUGGGGCCAGAAGAUGCUCAGAAAAGUGUGGUCAUCCAGGAAAGACGGCUCCAUGUUGGUGUCUACAAUGGGUGGGGUUUCCUGGACAAGCCCCAGGUGGUGCUACUGGAGCUGGUUACAGACGGCAGCACCAAAAGGAGCAGGCCGGUCAAGGACAGCUCGUCUUCAUCCAUGCUCAGCCUCCGCAGCAGUGUGGAGCUCAGCCUGGUUGAUCAUCCCAACACCGCCGUCGUCUUCCAGCUGGAGUACGCCUUCUCUGCUCCAACGGGCAGAGAGUCUGCGUUGUCUGCAACCUCCACCUCCCGGGCGGCCAUCCUGCAGUGUAUUCGCUGGGGGGCUUGGUGCCCAUUUCAGGAGCAGGCUGACUGGACUGGCAGAGAGAUCCAGCUGGUUCUGCGGGGAGGCUCACAGCCAAACCCCUUCAGGGUCUUGGUCUGCGGAUCUGAGGGCUUCACUGCAGCCUCCACUUCAGAUUCUCCUCAGGAGGCCAUGGGGACCAAGGACAUGAUUUCAUUUUGGUUUUCGUCCAACCCGGGGGGGAAGGCAGGCAGCCCAAAGGCAUCUCUGAAGUCAAAGAAAGAGGGUCCAUACCAGAGUUCAUCUUCAUCGCCAUCACUGGGUAGGAAAGAAGCUCCACCCCCUGAGUCACCUCGAGGUCCUGGGCUCUCUCUGUCUCAGCUGGCUGCUCCUUCAGGCUUCCCGACCCUCAGCCACUCCAGCUCGGCGUUGCCGUGGAAACACUCAUUUCCUUCUCCGCUCCAUCUUUCUCCGCUGGCGUCGGCCCACCAGCUGUCACAUGUCGCUGGCUCUACCCUCAGCAACAUUGCUCACUUAGAGAUGGACCUUCAGCCCGGCGCCCCCGAGCCAGCUUCAGUGCAGCACAACGGAGACCAACUUCUGGGGCUCCCCUUCCCCCCUGUCCAUGCACCUGCGCCCCCCUUUGUUCCAAGGUCCGGCUCAGUCUCUGCUCUGGAUCACCUGAUCUCAGUCAGCUUCCCUGAAGUUGUGGACUACUGUGGGCAGAAAGCCGAAGUUCUAGAUCCCAAAGAACCUCUGCUCUUCAAUCCUCAGCGAGAAGAUGCCGACUUUUUACAGGACAACCUGCUGGUCUUCCAGUUUCUGGCGUUCACCAGAACAUCUGCAGCAGAUGCUGAUUCUGGCCACCCGAGCAACAUCUACGUCACCUUCCAGUUCUACCGCUUUCCUCCAGCCGCCUCCCAACAGCUCAGGCUUGUCAGCAGUGAUGGCUCCGAGGGUCUUCCCCAGGUCCUCGCCACUGUCAACAAGGACGGCACUGUUAACGCCGCUUCUCCUGGCCUGCAGCUCCAGUUUAAAGUGGACAAUGGUUUCCUCAGACCUGGCGAGAAGCGGCGCUUCCUUCAUUACCUGGCUUUUCACACCCUGCACUUGGACAUCUGGGAUGGAGACUCUCUGCUCCUUAUAGGUUCCACUGGCAUCCAGCUCAAGGUAAACACAUACCUGCUGCGUCAGGGAAAACCUGCAGUUCAGGCUCUUCAUGAGCUGGAAGUACUGACCACCGAUUAUGCUGGGAAGGACACCCCCCUGCUGAGCACAGAUCCAGGUCACCGUUCUGCCUUCGUCCCUGCAGCUGUUUGUACCGUUGUCAAAGGCCGCCUCUACGUGCGCACGGGCAACAUCGGAAGUGGAACAGAUGAUGGCAGGCAGACUGCAGUGGACCACAGGCCGUCUGCUUCUCACGUCAUCACGCCGUGCAGAGACAACUGCUCCUUCAAAGGAGGACGUCUGGGUCUCCAGCCCAGCGGGAGGAACACGAUGGAACCGGACAGGCUGGACUGCCACGCGGCAUCUGGAGGAGGAGCUGCCUCUGCUGCGCCGGAGGACAGCGAGGCCCGCAGACAGCUGGACUGCACAACGGCGGUGCGGCGACGGGAAGAAGCAGCACAAAUGAAGGAUCUGCCCCAGGAAGUUCCGCCCACUGGAGAGCGUCAUUCAGUCCAACUGAUCGCAGAGCCCCGCAAAGAAGAGCUGAUCUCCGCCAUGCUGAGGGAGAACAUCACCACCCUGCACCUCCUGUACGCCAGCCUGGGAUCUGCAGAGUUCAUGGAGUUUGUCCUGAAAAACCCUUUUGACCUUCCUCAGACUGUCAGCAUUCACAGUGAUGACCCAGAGCUCAGUGUCAUCACAAACGCAGAGGAGUGGCGUUUCUACAAAGAGACAACCCAAACCUCCACGCCUCUGCUGGAAAACCUGUUCCUCAGCGAGGGAGGGGCUGCAGGUCCCAUGAUCUACCUCCGGCCCAAAGAGAGCGUCCACGUCCCUCUGAAAUACCAGACUUUCUCCUGCCAGACUGCCACGGUGCUUCAGGGACCUGGCUUCCUGCCCACCGGGCCAUCUUCUCAGAAGAAUCCGUCCAAGAUUCCUGCAGCCAAAACUGUCCAGGUCACGUUCCAAGCAGAGGACAGCAGACCCGUGGCCAUUCUUCGGGUGCAGGUGGAGCCAACCCCCCACCUGGUGGAUCAGACUUUCCGGCUCUAUCACCCCGAGCUUUGUUUCCUGAAGAAGGCCAUCCGUCUGCCGCUGCAGCCCACGGCUGGAGAACCGGACGGCCGGACAGAUGUUUGUAUUCGCUGCAGUGACCCCGACAUCCUCUGCCAGACCACAACACUGGAGCCGGGGGCGCCUCAGCACGUGUACCUGAAAGUACCGGGGAGCCCCAGUCCAGACAUCAAACUCUUCUUUGUGAUGGUUUUCAUGGACACAUGGAUGGCAGCCCCCUCCCAGUUGUGGCAGAUUUACAUACAUUACCUGGAGCAGGUGGACGUGGGCUGUGUGACCGGCCAGCAACGCUGUCAGUCGGUGGCCCUGCGGGGGGGGCAGGAGGUCCACACUGUCAGGUGUUUCCCCUCUCACCCCAGGGAGGUCCAGGUGGACCCGGCUGGCGUGUUUGUUCUGCCGCCUGGCGCCGUCCAGGAGCUGCGGCUGAAGCUGCAGCCAUGGCAGGCGGGCCGCCGCUUCAUGUAUGUGAAUGCGGUGGAGGCGGAGGAACAUCGGCUGCUCGCCGCCUGGCUGCUCUGUCUCAGCAUCCACCAGCCUGUCCCCUCUAAGGCAUUUGAACUGCGCAUCCCGGUCUGCGGUCUGCGAGGCAGCUCCAGGAGAUUCAGCUACACAAACCCGUACAACAGCCGUCGAACGUUCCAGCUGCACAGCAACCAUCCAGACCUGCUGCAGUUCAGAGAAGACCGCUUUGAGAUUGACGGUGGAGAGAGUUACGCCAUCGGACUACGCUUCGCUCCCACACAGACUCCAGGUUCUGCAGAGAUCCUGAUCUACAUCAACAAUCUGGACGAGACAACCGAGGAGACGUUCUGCCUGAAAGUCAACUAUUCCUGAGAGCCAACACCCAUAAAGUUACAUUCAAGAAAAGUCAUACUUUUUGUUCUAAUUUAGGUUAGAGGAGAAAGUUUGCCCAAAGUAAACAGACGAAGGAGAACCAGGAGCUCCUAAAUUUUUUUUUUUUUUUUUUUUUUUUGGUGGUUCUGGUCUGGUUCCUGCUCUGCAGCUCGGGUCCAAAGCAGGUCCAUGCAGCCUGAUGGGGAGAGCUGCAGCAUCUCACCAAAAAAGCCACUUGAACCGCAUCUGUAGAUGGAGCUUAAUCUAAGACGAGUCAAGAGGCUGUCGGCCGCAUCUCCCCAUUUCCAAACAGCGCCAUAAUGAGGUUGGAGUCCUCCGUGAGGCGCACAUCUCCCUGCGCUGGCCUCAUUAACACCAGCACCCUUUAAACACCCCCCUCUCUACUGUGUCUUCCCUCUCUGAAGCUGGCAGAGGCAGACAGCGCGGCGUGCAUAUUGUGUUAUAUAACAGCGUUACACAAUCCCUACACCCCCGCGCCCCCAUCACGCCUCCUUCCUCUCAUUAGGAUGCGGCUGCAGAUCAGCCUCGAGAACAACAGUUUAUCUUCUGAGACCUGAAACUGCAUGAAGGUCCGUCACACGUCGGGACUGUGGUGAACUGAAGCUCCGCCUACUUUGGACGUCUGACUGAACCGCUGAGUUUGUAAAACAGUUCAGUGGCUGUUGUGGUUCCUACUGAUUUAUUCACACAGGGAGAAAUGGUUUCAUUUUCUAUCGAUACUGAUGAUGAUUUGUUGUCUUUUUUUAGACUAGUUUCACAAUAAAGCCGAUUACCACUGA
Molecule: messenger RNA, 5249 nt
Organism: Oryzias melastigma (Indian medaka)
Lineage: Eukaryota; Metazoa; Chordata; Actinopteri; Beloniformes; Adrianichthyidae
Gene: nphp4
Product: nephronophthisis 4
Exons: 30
Coding region: 214-4449 (1411 amino acids)
Biological process (GO): negative regulation of canonical Wnt signaling pathway; protein localization to ciliary transition zone
Cellular component (GO): ciliary transition zone; non-motile cilium; cytoskeleton
Source: RefSeq, a predicted model, not a curated record